GCACUCGGUUCUCUCCUUUUUCAUCAAACGUGCUUGUUAUGGAAUGAGUAGUUUGGUUUUCACUUAAAUUGUUUCGUCUUUAUGUGAAUAGUUCCAUCGCUGUUUGCCAGCUCCAAGAUGCCAAUUCCGGUGCAAGCUAAAAUUGUUAAAAAGGGUAGUGCAGGCCCUGAUCAGUUUGAGUUAUCCAUUGCUCAAGCUUUAUUGGAACUGGAAAACAACAGUGACCUUAAAGCACAACUCCGCGAAUUGUAUAUCACAAAAGCUAAAGAAAUUGAACUCUUAGGAAAAAAGAGUAUCAUUAUUUAUGUGCCAAUGCCACAAAGAGCACAAUUCCAAAAAAUUCAAGCACGUCUUGUUAGAGAAUUGGAAAAAAAAUUCAGUGGUAAGCAUGUUGUUUUCAUUGGCGACCGAAAAAUUUUGCCAAAACCAACCAGGAAAACUCGUACACAAAACAAACAAAAGCGUCCCAGAAGCCGUACAUUAACAUGGGUUUAUGAUGCUAUUUUGGAUGAUUUGGUAUUCCCUGCUGAGAUUGUUGGCAAGCGCAUUCGUGUAAAAUUGGAUGGUAAACAGAUCAUGAAAGUGCAUUUGGAUAAAACUCAGCAGACAAACAUUGAACAUAAGGUGGAUACUUUUGCUUCAGUGUACAGAAAGCUGACUGGUAGGGAAGUAACUUUCGAAUUUCCGGAACCAUAUUUAUAAAUCCUAAUUUUUAUUCAAUAAAAACAUGAUUUGAUGACUAUAA
Sipha flava (yellow sugarcane aphid) is the source of this 745-nucleotide messenger RNA. Its product is annotated as 40S ribosomal protein S7-like. Gene Ontology annotation, cellular component: small-subunit processome; 90S preribosome; ribosome. Gene Ontology annotation, molecular function: structural constituent of ribosome. Bases 118 to 702 code for a protein of 194 amino acids. The record is from RefSeq and is a predicted model, not a curated record. Gene Ontology annotation, biological process: ribosomal small subunit biogenesis; rRNA processing; translation. The transcript is spliced from 5 exons. Lineage: Eukaryota; Metazoa; Arthropoda; Insecta; Hemiptera; Aphididae.